Phragmites australis (common reed) is the source of this 2470-nucleotide messenger RNA. RefSeq names its product protein FAR1-RELATED SEQUENCE 5-like. Lineage: Eukaryota; Viridiplantae; Streptophyta; Magnoliopsida; Poales; Poaceae. The coding region runs from base 190 to 2328 and encodes 712 amino acids. Gene Ontology annotation, molecular function: zinc ion binding. The record is from RefSeq and is a predicted model, not a curated record. The transcript has 2 exons. Gene Ontology annotation, biological process: regulation of DNA-templated transcription.
CAGCAAGCCAGCCCCGGCCCUCCUUCCGCCAUAGUUUUCUGUCGCCGAGAGGCGUCGCCGCCCUCGUCCUCCUUCCCGCUUCCACUGGCGCGGAGUGGAGAUCCACCCGUCCGGACUUGGAUCGGUUCCUUCUCCUGUCUGUGUGGUUCUUCUCCUUGAGCGCGCAAGAUCAAUCUCAGUUGGUCCACCAUGUCCCACGUCGAGCCCGCCGCCACCGGCGCAGACCAGGGCGGCGAGGGGGCGGUCGUGCCGCUGGAUGAUGGCGCUGCCAGUGGCGAUGGGACCACGGAAGCUCAGCUGGCGGUCGUUUCCAACUCCGGCGACGAAGCGGCGGGGAGGAGGGAGUACGGCGACGAGGCCGAGAACGAGGAGGAAGCCGCGACGGUGCACGGCAGCAAGGAGGGCACCGAGGAGCUGCUCCGGAAGGUGGUGUGCAGCGAGGAGGCGGCCUACAAGCUCUACUGCGACUACGGCCACCGCAUGGGGUUUAGCAUCCGCAAGGGGAAGCAAUCCUACUUCACCGGCACCAAGAGGAUACGGACCAAGGACUACUUCUGCUCCAAGGAAGGGCUCAAGGAAGGGGAGAAGCUUACUGAUGCUAACUUCAACGACCCACACACCAGGACCAACUGCAAGGCCAUGGUCCGGUUCAGGGUGAACGACCAGGGGGAGUGGAAGGUUAUUCGGCUGGUCUCUGAUCACAACCACAACCUGGCGAGGCCCGAGGAACGGCACCUUUUGCGGUCUGCAAGGUCACUUAUAGCAGGGAGGUCGAGUUCUGUCGAGGCAAUGUUGUAUGCAGGGUACCAGGUGCAAAGUAACCCUCCCCAAUUGCCUGCGGGAAGCACUAGUGCAACCAACAAUGUGGAGACUUUGAAGCAGGAUUUGCUAGUCGGGUACGGUACUAUGGCAAAGGCACCGGCCAUAGGUACUGGAGACUUGCAGAGCCUUGUGAGCCACCUGAAGAGCAGGGCAAAUGAAGAUGGCAUGUUCUACUGGGAUGUUCAAUUAGAUCAAGGUGGUCGGAUGACUAAUUUCUUUUGGCGUGAUGGAAGGAGCAGGAUUGACUAUGACUAUUUCGGUGAUGUGGUUGUGUUUGAUUUGACUUAUCGCUUAAACAAACAGAACGUGGUAUGUGCGCCUUUUGUUGGCGUGAACCACCAUUGGCAGACCACUAUGUAUGGCUGCGCGCUCUUAGCUGAUGAGUCGAUGUCAACUUUUUUGUGGUUGUUCAAGUCCUUCUUGGAGUCCAUGGGGAACCGGCAUCCUCGAUCCAUUUUCACGAAUCAAGAUCAAGUUAUGUCCAAAGCAAUUGAAGAGGUUUUUCCAAAUACAUGCCAUCGCAUUGCUCACUGGCACAUCCAAAAGAAUGCCACUUCUCGUCUUGGUUCUCUUAAUGGUUCAAAAGCGUUCAAUAAGAUGUUCAUCAAGUGUAUGCAGGGAUGUGACUCGGAAGCAGAGUUUGAAGAAACAUGGGCUGAAAUGCUCCGUGCAUUUAAGUUGCAGGACAAUAAGUGGCUUAAGAAACUGUAUAAGCUCAAGCAGAAAUGGUGUAGUGCUCUCAACAAGUACAUCUUUGAUGGCGGGGUUGAGUAUGAGCCACAAUGUGACAGUAUGAGUAACAUAUUCAGUGGCAUUGCUGAUAAAUUGACCUCUCUUUCCGCAAUUGCUGUUGCUGUGGAUAAACAGACUGAAGAUUGGCGGGGAAAAGAGUAUGAUGAGGACACACGGUGUUGCCAAAAGCCACCUGCUUGUAUUAUAAAGCACAGUGAUAUUUUGAAUCAUGCAGCAAAAGUUUAUACACAUAGAAUCUACAAGCUGUUCGAGACGGAUUUUCUCGACGGGUGUGGUGCCACAAAAUUUAAGGAGCUUCAGUGUGAAGACAAUAACACAUAUCAAUUUGAGAUGACCAUGCAAGGGCGAGGGUCAAGAGUCUGCACCGUUCAUUUCAAUAUGAAUAUGAUGCAAAUCACUUGCAGCUGCAGUAAGUUUGAGACAAUGGGUUUACUUUGCCCGCAUGCUCUGAAAGCUCUUAGUAUCAAGAAUGCAUGCAAAAUUCCAGAAAUUUACAUACUGAAGCGGUGGACCAAGGAUGCGAAGAAAUGGGUUUUUAACCCAAAACAAUAUGAACCAUCAUAUCAGGAAUGUAUGGACGAUGAAGCUGCAUACUGCAAAUAUGUUAUGCGGUAUGCUUAUGACCUUGUGAUUAAGAGCCAAGGGCAGGAGGAAUUGAGGAAAACGCUGUGGAAUACUCUUGAGAGUGGAGAGAAGGAACUGGAGACAUGCCUAGGAAAUGUUAGCCAGUAUGCACCUUCGUAUGCCACUUGAAAGAAGCACUAAUUAAGCUUCUGGACUUUCUGCUGAAGAUGAGCAAGAUGCACUUCCGGGUUCUUUGGAAGUUGCAUGCAGAACUUCACUUGUGCUGACUCAAACUGUACUCUUAAGAAAUGAAAAUAGUUUUUUUUUCAAA